Messenger RNA from Brugia malayi, 423 nucleotides. RefSeq lists its product as uncharacterized. Lineage: Eukaryota; Metazoa; Nematoda; Chromadorea; Rhabditida; Onchocercidae. The coding region runs from base 1 to 423 and encodes 140 amino acids. The record is from RefSeq and is a predicted model, not a curated record. The transcript has 3 exons.
AUGGACCGAUCUACCAUAAAAGAUGCAAUCAUUCGCAGAUACCGGCAACCGCAGAUGACUCCGGGUGACUCUGAAAGCAGUAUAUUAUGUCCACAGCGCUCCCUUAUCACUGAUAGCCUAGAGGAGUCGCUCAGAACCGCACAGCAAUUGAAAUUUGGCGCUUAUUGUGAAGUGCUGAAACAAAGCUACCGACCUCCUAGAUGCGGUCAUCACCGCCUUGCACAAGGAAGCACAGUCAUCGAGGUGUCACUUUGUACCUUGCAGUUGAUAAAGUUUUUGCGAUGGGCUUUUCGAACCGCUCUUGCGAAGCUCUUUAAAAAAGUAUGGAACAACAAGCAUCUGAAGAAAACCGCACUUGACCACUACGUCUACUCUGGCGCACGGGUCUUAGACAAUCUACCGUCGUCACCUGCAGCUCCUUAA